Aspergillus ochraceoroseus IBT 24754 is the source of this 1653-nucleotide messenger RNA. RefSeq lists its product as uncharacterized. Gene Ontology annotation, molecular function: phosphate transmembrane transporter activity. NCBI's taxonomy places the organism in Eukaryota, Fungi, Ascomycota, Eurotiomycetes, Eurotiales, Aspergillaceae. The coding region runs from base 1 to 1653 and encodes 550 amino acids. Gene Ontology annotation, cellular component: membrane. Gene Ontology annotation, biological process: transmembrane transport; phosphate ion transport. The record is from RefSeq and is a predicted model, not a curated record. The transcript is spliced from 3 exons.
AUGGCGGGCGUGAACGGAUAUACCCAGGAUCUGGCUACCGUCGAAGAUCCCAAUGAGCGUCGGCGCAUAGCUCUGCAGGAAAUCGACAAUGCCAAGUUUGGCUGGCACCAUAUUAGGGCCAUCGUCGUGGCAGGCGUUGGUUUCUUCACGGAUUCCUACGAUAUCUUUGCUAUCAACCUGGCUUCGAGCAUGCUUGGAGUGGUCUACUGGCAGGAUGCUGCUUCUAGCGCUGGCAAGAUCCCAUCCUCUUCCGACACGGCGAUCAAGGUUGCCACCUCUGGAGGGACUGUUAUCGGACAGCUCUUCUUUGGUUGGCUGGCCGAUCGCAUCGGUCGUAAACGUAUGUACGGGAUUGAGUUGAUUAUCAUCAUCAUGGCAACCCUCGCUCAGUCUCUCUCCUCGGAUUCACGUGCGGUCUCGAUUGUUGGUAUCCUCAUCUUCUGGCGGGUGAUCAUGGGUAUUGGUAUUGGUGGUGACUACCCGUUGUCCUCUAUCAUUACUUCCGAAUUCGCUACAACCAAGUGGAGAGGUGCCAUGAUGGGCGCCGUCUUUGCGAUGCAGGGCUUUGGCCAAUUUGCUGCCGCCAUUAUUGCCCUGAUUGUCACUUCUGGCUUCAAGGAGUCCCUCCUCACGGCCAAGUCUGUUGGCCAGUGCUCCGGAGUGUGCCAGCUUGCUGUGGAUAAGAUGUGGCGCGUUAUCAUUGGAUUUGGCGCUGUCCCCGCUUGCAUUGCUCUUUACUACCGUCUGACCAUCCCCGAGACCCCUCGCUAUACCUUUGAUGUGGCCCGCGAUGCCGCCCAGGCUGAUGAUGAUGCGCAUGCAUACAUCACGGGCAAGCGUGAAAACCGUGUCUCUGUUCGCGAAUCUACCGGAUCACAACUCUCGACCCCUAAGGCUAGCUGGUCGGACUUUGUGAGCUACUACUCCCAAUGGAAGAACGGCCGUAUCCUCCUCGGCACAGCUGGUUCCUGGUUUUUCCUUGACGUUGCCUUCUACGGUCUUGGCCUGAACAACUCUAUCAUCCUGAGCGCGAUUGGGUGGAGCGGUGGUUCUACCGUCUACGAGUACUUCUACCGCAACGCUGUCGGAAACCUGAUUCUCAUCUGCGCCGGUGCUAUCCCGGGAUACUGGGUCACGGUGGCGACAGUCGACACGAUUGGCCGCAAGACCAUCCAGCUCAUGGGCUUCACCAUCCUGACGAUCGUCUUUAUCGUGAUCGGGUUCGCCUACCACCCCCUGCUGAAGUCGCACAACGGGCUGCUCGGUCUCUACGUCAUUGCGCAAUUCUUCUUCAACUUCGGCCCCAAUGCCACCACCUUCAUCGUGCCGGGCGAGUGCUUCCCCACGCGCUACCGGUCCACCUCGCACGGGAUCAGCGCGGCCGCUGGCAAAGUCGGGGCGAUUAUCGCGCAGUGCGUGUUCGGCCCGCUCGUGCACAAGGGAGCCAAGAACUCGUCGGACUCCCCGUGGUUGAACCACGUCAUGCAGAUCUUCGCGCUGUUCAUGCUCUGCGGCUGCUUCACCACGCUGCUCAUUCCCGAGACCAAGCGCAAGACUCUGGAGGAGCUUUCCGGCGAGGACUACGAGCCGUCGUACAACGGGUCGUCUAAUGGUGGCGUUGUCGAGCAGGCUGUGGAGCAGAAGUCUGUCUAG